CGGCCCGUGGCGGCGGCGGCGGCGGGGGCGGCGGGGGCGGCGGGGGCGGCGGUGGCCAGCGCGGGGGCCGGCGCGCCGCCCAGGGAGUGCGCCGGCUGCGGGAAGCGCAUCACCGAGCGCUACCUGCUCAAGGCGCUGGACCUGUUCUGGCACGAGGACUGCCUCAAGUGCGGCUGCUGCGACUGCAGGCUCGGCGAGGUGGGCUCCACGCUCUACACCAAGGCCAACCUCAUCCUCUGCAAGAGGGACUACCUGAGGCUCUUUGGCACGACGGGGUCGUGCGCUGCCUGCAACAAGGUGAUUCCAGCCUUUGAGAUGGUGAUGCGUGCCCGCAGCAAUGUCUACCACCUGGAGUGCUUUGCCUGCCAGCAGUGCAACCACAGGUUUUGUGUCGGAGACCGUUUCUACCUGUGUGAUAACAAGAUCCUGUGUGAGUACGACUACGAGGAACGCCUCGUGUUUGCAAACAUGGUGUACAACCCCAGCAGUCUGGCGCACAUACGAAGGCAAGUCAGUAAUUUGCAGCCAGCAGGAGACAAUUUAACCAUCAACUACGAGAACCAUGUUGUACACCUCCAUCAUGCACAACCAACAGGACAGCCACACUCGUACAGUGAUAAAGUGUCCAUCCCCAAUACCAACCAACAUGGUCGUGAUGAUGGCUCUAGUGGUUAUGGCAGCCCAGACUCUGAAACAUUUGACACCCAGUGCAACUGAUUUGGACCUAUUUGUUCAGCUACAUCAAGGUAGUAGCAGUCUAUGUGACUGAUUGUAAACAAACACUGAAAGACUGCUUAUUUAAUUUUUUGAAGGAAAAAGCAGAAUAUGGAAGUGAAUGCCCAAAGUGCAGUGAAAUGCCAUAUAAGUAACAGUUUAUAACAGAGGAAUGACUUUUGUAUACUGUGGACUCAAACUGUUGCAACCAGUGAGUGACAAAGUGUGUGAUAUUAUCAGAUGUGAAAUGUAUUUAGCUUUUCUUAGAAUUACAAAAUUUACCAAUAUAUAAACUCGAGAAGAAUCUGAAAAGAUUUCAAGCCUCACCUUGUUAUACUCAAACAUUUUCCUGUAAAAUAAGUUACUAGAAAGAAAUCAUUUGCAAAAUAUAAUUGUAAAUGACAAAAAUGCAAUAUACAUCAGAAACUGUAAUACAUAAAGCUAAAGAGACUGUAAAGAUAUUUUUACACAUAGUUUGUGAAUCUGUGCUAGUCGAUUCGCCAAAUAUGAAACUUUGUUUCACGUAUCCUUAUUAAUGAAGUAUACGAAAUUAAGAAAGAAUAUAAUGGAGAUCAGUAUCCUCAUGUAUACCAUGUAGCGGCCAGUGACAAAAUAAUGAAAAAUUUACUCAGACAUGUACAGUAUAAUUCAGAGACAUAAUAAAAAUAUUUCAAUCAA
Messenger RNA from Schistocerca cancellata (South American locust), 1392 nucleotides. Its product is annotated as LIM domain only protein 3-like. Gene Ontology annotation, cellular component: nucleus. Lineage: Eukaryota; Metazoa; Arthropoda; Insecta; Orthoptera; Acrididae. The transcript has 5 exons. The record is from RefSeq and is a predicted model, not a curated record. Gene Ontology annotation, biological process: positive regulation of transcription by RNA polymerase II. The annotation marks the transcript as partial. Gene Ontology annotation, molecular function: transcription coactivator activity; DNA-binding transcription factor binding.